This is a messenger RNA of Ipomoea triloba (trilobed morning glory), 1625 nucleotides long. Its product is annotated as early nodulin-like protein 2. NCBI's taxonomy places the organism in Eukaryota, Viridiplantae, Streptophyta, Magnoliopsida, Solanales, Convolvulaceae. The transcript is spliced from 2 exons. The record is from RefSeq and is a predicted model, not a curated record. Gene Ontology annotation, molecular function: electron transfer activity. Gene Ontology annotation, cellular component: plasma membrane. The coding region runs from base 542 to 1498 and encodes 318 amino acids.
UUGUGGUAUACUAUUAAACAUAGAGUUAUAAAAUUGUUAAUAUAGAGUUCUAAAAUUGUGACCAUGGACCCGGGUCCAUGGCAUAACAACCGCACAAUAUGAUAACCAGCCUAAGUUGCUCAUAGUUGACCAACUCAGCUCGAGGCCAAUAGACAUCUCCCACAAUAGUCAAACUUGCAACAUUUUGGUUAUCAAACUAAUUAUUUGACCAACUUGACAAGGUGCCUCUUAAAAAAUACUUUAAUUUAUAUCAAUAUUAUUGCAAUAGUAGCCUCUUUCUUCAGUUUCCUAAUUUCCUCCCUCUAUAAUAAUAAUAAUAACAACAACAAUAAUAAUAAUAAUAAAUAAAUAAUUUCUAUCUCAUCAGCAUUUCAGUUUCAUGUUCAUUUCACCUUUCCCUCUUACAAUGACAAUAUCAUCAAGCUUCCUUAUUUGUCUUCAUUCUUUUCUUGCCACAAUAUAUAAAUAAUAACUCUGAAUUGCUGUAUAUAUGUAAUGCAUACAUCCAUUCACAAAUCCAACCAAAUUAAAGAACGCUACAAUGUAUACCCACAGACAUCCAUUGAUCAUCUUAGGUUUCUUGGUCUCUUUGCAUUUUUAUUCAUCAACAUCCUAUGCUGUCUCACCAGACAUCAGUGGAAGAGACAAAGGCCCUUUUGGAGUGUCGAAGUCUGAUGAGAAAGGGUCAAACUUGGUACUGGAGGUGAGUAAGGAGGAUUAUGAAAACUGCAACACAAAGAAUCCUCCUAUAAAGAAAAUGGAUUAUGGAAAUUCAAUGUUCCAGUUUGGUCGGUCUGGCACAAUUUAUAUCAUCAGUGGAAAUCAAGAAAGCUGUGAAAAGGGUCAAAAAUUUAUCAUCGCUGUUCCUCCUCCUCCUACAGCUAAUCAAGAGACUCCCUUGUCGUCGUCUAAGGGAUCUUCUCCACCCUCUCUGUCAUUAGGCCGUGUUUCUGAGGUUGCUCCAACUAAAACCAUUACACCAUAUAGACAGGCCCCAAAAGCUGUUUCACCUAAAGGGUUUGUGACUUGUACACCAAUUAGCUACUCUCCAACCAAAAGAUUCACUCCCGCUUCCCCAGAAGUAGUGAUUCCUACUAAAAGCUCUAUUUCAUCCUCACCCAAUACCUUAUCAUCAUCGCAUGCACCUGUCAAGGCUCCAAGCCACACUGCAACCACAUCUAUCUCGCCCUCCAUUGCAUCUAAACUACCUUCUUCUUCACUAUCACCAACUACACCGCAUGCUCCAUUAUCAUCAAACAUGUCUCCUCAAGGAUCAAGGAUUAUACCUUCUUCAUCACCAACUCCACUCACUGCUCCAUCAUCAAACAAAUCCCCGGUUACGUCUCCUCAACGACCAAGUAUCAUUGCUCCAACUCCAUCAGGUUCACCACAAAAGUCUAAUUCAGCAAUUGGAAUGCCAAUUACACCUACACUUAUCUUCGCAUCACUCCUCUCACUGUUGCCUUACAACAAUUAUUUACUAUUUAUCAUUAAUUAAGAAUACAAGUACUUCCAGUGGAUUUUGUUCAUUGGGUAUCCAAAUAUUUUUAUUCUCUUUUAUUUCGUUAUUUAUUUUAAAUCUUUUGGAUCACUUGAGAUGUAGUUACGUUGUAUAAAAAACUGCU